GUUUGGGCAGUGGGCCUGGAGCACAUCAAGAUGUCGACCACGACGGUUCCGGAGCUGAAACAGAUCAGUCGGGAGGAAGCAAUGCGCUUGGGGCCCGGCUGGAGUCAUUCAUGCCACGCCAUGCUAUACGCCGCCAACCCCGGGCAGCUUUUCGGACGUAUCCCCAUGCGUUUCUCAGUGCUGAUGCAGAUGCGCUUCGACGGGCUGCUAGGCUUUCCCGGGGGUUUCGUGGACCGGCGCUUCUGGUCGCUGGAGGAUGGCUUGAAUCGGGUGCUGGGCCUGGGCCUGGGCGGCCUACGCCUUACCGAAGCUGAUUACCUGAGUUCACACCUGACUGAGGGUCCACACCGUGUGGUGGCACAUCUGUACGCACGGCAGCUGACAUUGGAACAACUGCAUGCUGUGGAGAUCAGCGCUGUGCACUCACGGGACCACGGUCUGGAGGUGGGGCUACUGCCUGGGGCCCGCCCCCAUUCCCACUCCUGAGGUUUGGCUCUGGCACCACAGAAGGCACCUUGGGUCCUGGGCCUUGUACGGGUCCCACUGUACACACAGAAGGAUCGAGUAGGCGGCUUUCCUAACUUUCUGAGCAACGCCUUCGUCAGCACUGCCAAAUAUCAACUUCUAUUUGCCCUUAAGGUACUCAACAUGAUGCCCUCGGAAAAGCUGGCCGAGGCCUUGGCCUCAGCAACAGAGAAGCAGAAGAAGGCUCUAGAAAAGCUGCUCCCGCCCUCAUCCUGAGGUGCUUCUUGUGCAGGUCCCUGCCCUCCCUUGGCUGUCUCUGCCCACAGGCCCUGGAAUUCCCGAGACGCGUGCCUUCUAGUGUGUUUGCUUUUGCAUCCCUUCUGACUGCAAGGGACAUGCAGGCAGCUGUUCAUCAUUACUGUCCCAAGCAGUCCCUGGGACCUAGCUACACUCUCAGGUUGGUCAGUGGGGGUGGGCCUGGGCCUAACUUUUCAAGCUGAAGAUGCUCUCACCCAUCCCAGGGCUCAAACUGUCCUGUGCGAGUCUGUUCAUGACUAGUGGAGUCCCAGCUAGAGCCCAUUCUUCGAAGGCAACCACUUGGUUGGAACACAGAUCCUGGACUGGUCAUGGGUUUUGCCCAACAGAGAUGACCCACGUUAGACCAACCCUUCUUUCCCUUAGCCCAGAGCCUGACCCAGCGUGGGGCAAGAUGUUUAUUUGGGUGCUUGUUGGAUUUCUCUGUUAGAUUUUGUUCUUGGUGUAUGAACUGUGGUUUGGUUUCAGAAUGGCUGUGCCCCACAUGAUUUUGUUUUCCCCAUGGGGGCCUCUGUGAAGCUGAGGAAGGAAGAAGACAAUAAUAAAGCCAUUCCUCUGAUGCUCAUGUUGCU
Molecule: messenger RNA, 1352 nt
Organism: Mus musculus (house mouse)
Lineage: Eukaryota; Metazoa; Chordata; Mammalia; Rodentia; Muridae
Gene: Nudt16l1
Product: nudix hydrolase 16 like 1
Exons: 3
Coding region: 31-486 (151 amino acids)
Biological process (GO): negative regulation of double-strand break repair via nonhomologous end joining
Cellular component (GO): nucleus
Molecular function (GO): snoRNA binding
Source: RefSeq, marked validated